CCCCCGCCGCGGCCGGAGGUAGCGGUAGUGGCGGCAGCCGGAGCGCGGCCGUGCCGGAGCGCGGGCCCCGCGGUGACGGGCGCUGAGGUCCUCGGGAGCUGUGCGGCUUCGGCGGGGCCCGGGGGGCGGUCAGCGGCCCUGGGGGGCCGCGGCGGUGCCGGCAUGGAGCAGGCAGCGCCCAAGAGCAAACUGAAAAAGCUAAGUGAAGAUAGUUUAACUAAGCAGCCUGAAGAAGUCUUUGAUGUUCUGGAGAAGCUUGGUGAAGGGUCUUAUGGUAGCGUGUUUAAAGCAAUACACAAAGAAUCUGGACAAGUUGUAGCAAUUAAACAGGUCCCUGUGGAGUCAGAUCUUCAAGAAAUAAUUAAAGAAAUCUCUAUAAUGCAACAAUGUGACAGUCCUUAUGUUGUCAAGUACUAUGGCAGCUACUUUAAGAACACAGAUCUGUGGAUUGUUAUGGAAUAUUGUGGAGCUGGCUCUGUUUCAGACAUAAUUAGACUGCGUAAUAAAACGCUAACAGAAGAUGAAAUUGCAACUAUUUUGAAAUCUACUCUUAAGGGACUUGAAUACUUGCACUUUAUGAGAAAAAUACAUAGAGAUAUAAAAGCUGGAAACAUCCUUCUUAACACUGAGGGACAUGCAAAAUUAGCUGAUUUUGGUGUGGCUGGCCAGUUAACAGAUACAAUGGCAAAACGUAACACUGUUAUAGGAACUCCGUUCUGGAUGGCACCUGAGGUCAUACAAGAGAUUGGCUAUAACUGUGUGGCAGACAUCUGGUCCCUUGGUAUAACUUCAAUAGAAAUGGCUGAAGGAAAGCCUCCAUAUGCUGAUAUUCACCCAAUGAGGGCUAUUUUUAUGAUUCCUACAAAUCCCCCUCCAACCUUCCGGAAGCCAGAGCUCUGGUCUGAUGAAUUCACAGAUUUUGUGAAGAAAUGCUUAGUGAAAAAUCCUGAACAAAGAGCUACAGCAACCCAGCUGCUACAGCAUACAUUUAUUAAGAAUGCUAAGCCAGUUUCAAUUUUAAGGGACCUGAUCACUGAAGCAAUGGAGAUAAAGGCAAAGCGACAUGAGGAACAGCAGAGAGAACUAGAAGAGGAGGAAGAAAAUUCGGAUGAAGAUGAGUUGGACUCUCACACCAUGGUGAAGACCAACUCAGAGAGCGCCGGAACCAUGAGAGCCACCAGCACGAUGAGUGAAGGCGCUCAGACAAUGAUUGAGCACAACAGCACCAUGUUAGAAUCAGACUUGGGGACCAUGGUAAUCAACAGUGAUGAUGAUGAAGAGGAAGACGGGACCAUGAAACGAAAUGCUACUUCACCACAAGUUCAAAGACCUUCUUUCAUGGACUAUUUUGAUAAACAAGAUUCCAAGAAUAAAAGCCCUGAAAACUGUAAUCAGAACAUGCAUGAACCUUACCACAUAUCCAAAAAUGUUUUCCCUGAUAACUGGAAAGUCCCUCAAGAUGGAGACUUUGAUUUCUUAAAAAAUCUGAGUUUAGAAGAAUUACAGAUGAGAUUAAAGGCUUUGGACCCCAUGAUGGAACGAGAAAUUGAGGAGCUUCGUCAGAGGUACACUGCAAAGAGGCAACCCAUCCUAGAUGCAAUGGAUGCAAAGAAACGGAGGCAGCAAAACUUCUGAGUUUGUUUUCCUUUCAAACAUAAUACCAGGAGUCAGUGUGGACACUGAUAACUUUGUAAGUCAGAAGGAAUUAGAUUAUGAGAGUUUUCAAAAAUCCAAUCUGUUAAAUUUUCUUUCACAAGCAGUGACAAUUGCAGCAGUCAAGAAUAUCCAUAUGGUGUUCUGCAAAGGCAGCAAAACACUUUACCACUUGUUUGCAUUUUCAGAUGUUUAAUGUAAUAGAAGUUUAAUCUGUUACUUCCCAGUCUUUUUCAGGUGUGUAGUGGUAACUUGGUGUUGUACAUUGGGAAUUGUGUUUUGGAGCACCUGGAAUGUUUUUUUGAUCGUGCAACACUACCGAGCCUUAUAUUACAAUAUUU
Messenger RNA from Passer domesticus (house sparrow), 1994 nucleotides. It is a transcript of the gene STK3, whose product is annotated as serine/threonine kinase 3. The record is from RefSeq and is a predicted model, not a curated record. NCBI's taxonomy places the organism in Eukaryota, Metazoa, Chordata, Aves, Passeriformes, Passeridae. Gene Ontology annotation, biological process: protein phosphorylation; regulation of MAPK cascade; protein tetramerization. Gene Ontology annotation, cellular component: cytoplasm. The transcript has 11 exons. The coding region runs from base 163 to 1635 and encodes 490 amino acids. Gene Ontology annotation, molecular function: ATP binding; protein serine/threonine kinase activity.